GACCCCUCACUGCCCCGACUGCUUGCUGUUCUCUCUUUCUUGGGCUCUGAGGACCCAGGAGUCUGGGUGCACAGCCUCCUUCUCUCUGAGAUUCAAGAGUCUGAUCAGCAGCCUCUUCCUCCUCCAGGACCCAGAAGCCCUGAGCUUACCCCCAUGGAGCUCUGCCGGUCCCUGGCCCUGCUGGUGGGCUCCCUGGGCCUGAUAUUCUGCCUGAUUGCUUUGAGCACCGAUUUCUGGUUUGAGGCUGUGGGUCCCACCCACUCAGCUCACUCGGGCCUCUGGCCAACAGGGCAUGGGGACAUCAUAUCAGGCUACAUCCACGUGACGCAGACCUUCAGCAUUCUGGCUGUUCUGUGGGCCCUGGUGUCCGUGAGCUUCCUGGUCCUGUCCUGCAUCCCCUCACUGUUCCACCUAGGCCACGGCCCGCUUGUCUCAACCACCGCAGCCUUUGCUGCAGGUAAGGACUCUGGACUGGACUGGGGCAUCGGGAGCCAGCGAAUUCCUGCCGAGGAGCUGAGCCAUCUCUCUUGUCCUUGUCCCCAGCCAUCUCCAUGGCGGUGGCCAUGGCGGUGUACACCAGCGAGCGGUGGGACCAGCCUCCACACCCCCAGAUCCAGACCUUCUUCUCCUGGUCCUUCUACCUGGGCUGGGUCUCAGCUAUCCUCUUGCUCUGUACAGGUGCCCUGAGCCUGGGUGCUCACUGUGGCGGUCCCCGUCCUGGCUAUGAAACCUUGUGAGCAGAAGGCAAGAGCGGCAAGAUGAGUUUUGAGCGUUGUAUUCCAAAGGCCUCAUCUGGAGCGUCGGGAAAGUCUGGUCCUACAUCUGCCCCGCCCUUCCAGCCCUUCCCCAGCCCCUCCUCUUGUUUCUUCAUUCAUUCAACAAAAUUUGGCUGGAAUCUGGUUAU
This is a messenger RNA of Gorilla gorilla gorilla (western lowland gorilla), 904 nucleotides long. RefSeq names its product natural killer cell granule protein 7 (gene NKG7). Gene Ontology annotation, cellular component: plasma membrane. The record is from RefSeq and is a predicted model, not a curated record. Bases 154 to 687 code for a protein of 177 amino acids. The transcript has 3 exons. NCBI's taxonomy places the organism in Eukaryota, Metazoa, Chordata, Mammalia, Primates, Hominidae.